Messenger RNA from Mesitornis unicolor (brown roatelo), 1161 nucleotides. It is a transcript of the gene RAN, whose product is annotated as RAN, member RAS oncogene family. Gene Ontology annotation, molecular function: GTPase activity; GTP binding. NCBI's taxonomy places the organism in Eukaryota, Metazoa, Chordata, Aves, Mesitornithiformes, Mesitornithidae. The record is from RefSeq and is a predicted model, not a curated record. Gene Ontology annotation, biological process: protein import into nucleus; ribosomal subunit export from nucleus. The transcript has 6 exons. The coding region runs from base 114 to 764 and encodes 216 amino acids. Gene Ontology annotation, cellular component: cytoplasm; nucleus.
GCCUGAGGAGGCGAUUUGGCAACUAAAAACGGCGCCCGGCCCCUUCCGGCAGGGCCUUGAAUUAGCUCGGCUGUUGUGAGCUCACAUGCUUCCAUUUCCCCUGCAGACCCAGCAUGGCCGCCCAAGGAGAGCCCCAAGUGCAGUUUAAGCUUGUCCUGGUUGGCGAUGGUGGCACUGGUAAAACAACAUUUGUAAAACGUCAUUUGACUGGUGAAUUUGAAAAGAAGUAUGUAGCAACGCUGGGUGUUGAGGUUCAUCCUUUGGUGUUCCAUACUAACAGAGGCCCUAUAAAAUUCAACGUAUGGGAUACAGCUGGCCAAGAGAAGUUUGGUGGCCUGCGAGAUGGCUAUUACAUCCAAGCUCAGUGUGCCAUCAUAAUGUUCGAUGUAACAUCAAGAGUUACUUACAAGAAUGUACCUAAUUGGCACAGAGAUCUGGUACGAGUAUGUGAAAACAUCCCUAUAGUGUUGUGUGGCAACAAAGUGGAUAUUAAGGACAGAAAAGUCAAGGCAAAAUCCAUCGUCUUCCACAGGAAGAAGAAUCUCCAGUACUACGACAUUUCCGCUAAGAGUAACUACAACUUUGAGAAGCCUUUCCUCUGGCUUGCUAGAAAGCUAAUUGGAGAUCCUAACUUGGAGUUUGUUGCUAUGCCUGCUCUUGCACCACCUGAAGUUGUUAUGGACCCAGCACUGGCAGCACAGUAUGAGCAAGACUUACAGAAUGCUCAAGCCACUGCACUGCCAGAUGAAGAUGAUGACCUGUGAGGGAUGAAGCUGGAGCCCAGCGUCAGAAGUCUAGUUUUAUAGGCAACUGUCCUGUGAUGUCAGUGGUGCAGCGUGUUUGCCACUUUAUUAUCUAGCUGAGCAGAACAUGUGCUUAAUCUUUGGGAUGCUGAAAGAGAUGAAUGGGCUUCGGAGUGAAUGUGGCAGUUUAAAAAAAGAAAACAAAACAAAAAACAAAACAAAAUGAAAAAAAAAACCACCAAAAAAACCCCUUCAUAUUUUGGACCUGCAUAUUUAGCUGUUUUUUGGACUGCAAUUCCCCUUUUGAGUUUCAAAUAUAAGACUGCUGCAGUCACAUCAGAGUGUUAAGUGGUAAAUCUUGUUUCUGUCAUUCCCAUUCUUUUUUGUUUAGAUAAUAAAGUUGUAUUUCAAGUAUCUC